This is a messenger RNA of Coccomyxa subellipsoidea C-169, 3057 nucleotides long. Its product is annotated as nucleotide-diphospho-sugar transferase. Gene Ontology annotation, molecular function: UDP-N-acetylglucosamine diphosphorylase activity. The record is from RefSeq and is a predicted model, not a curated record. The transcript is spliced from 14 exons. Gene Ontology annotation, biological process: UDP-N-acetylglucosamine biosynthetic process. Bases 226 to 3057 code for a protein of 943 amino acids. Lineage: Eukaryota; Viridiplantae; Chlorophyta; Trebouxiophyceae; Coccomyxaceae.
GGGAAAGUCCAUCAAAGUAUUCCACCGAGGACCUCUACCCUGGUUCUGCCCUCUGUAUCGGAUGCAUCGCAAUAUCCUCCAGAGAGACAUCCACCUGCCAGCCAGCUACAAGAAUUGCUCCAGAGAGUCAUGUCGUGGUGAUUGUUCUUGUUGUUGUUGUUGUUGUUGUGGGAGCUGCUGAAGAGUCAGGAGAGGGCGAGUAUCUGUGUAUAGGCACUUGAGAGAAUGUCAGGUCAGCUCAACCAGGCACAGACCCCAGUGGUCUACAGUAAAUCCUGCCUAAGGAGGGGGUUUCUGAGCCGGCAGUCAGCAUACCCGCAUGCCACGCGAUGGGGCCACACCCAUGGCAGGAGAAUAUUUUUGCGACCUGUGGAGAAGCCGAAUCACAAAGGAGCAAGGCUCUUGCCUGGUGCCACCAGAACGACCCAGGCUGAGAUCCAGGCCGUUCCUGCCGAACAGCCUGAUUCGAGAGAGAUCGGGCGUCACAGCAAGCUUGUUCUCGAGGUUGCCUACCUCCGGGACCUGGUCGAGACCUUGGCAAACGCUUCGACCGCACAGGCAAAGACGGACCACCUUGUGCAAAAUGAAAGAGUUUUGAGGUUUGGCACGAGCUGCAGCCCUGGGCAGCGAUUCAUGGAUGCAUUGGGUGGAUUGGAUGCUGGUAGCGCAUACCUGCUGCUCUGCUUGGUUGCAAUUGGGCAGGAGCACAUUCUUGCCGUUCCUGCAAACAGCCAGGGCUUCAACAAGGCAUUGCAUCUCUUAUGCACAAACCUACACCAUGUGGACACUUUCUAUAACUCGAUUGGAGGCCUGGCUGGAUACCAGCUGAAGUGUCUUGAGACCAUGGCGGCAUCCGCCCAGGCGUUGGAACAGAGCUCGGCAGAGGAGACUGCAGCAGAGCCAAAGUUCUACAUGCCACAGGGCCUUGAUAUUGCGGGUAACAAAAACAGACGCGCAGCAGCUGCUGCAGCUGCUACAGGCCUGGAAGCACUUCCAUACAUGGCAGAAAUUCUUCCUCUCGGCGGAGCUGGUGAUCGCCUGGGCCUCCAGUGCGAUGUGACCGGCGAGAGUGUACCAACAGCCAUGCUGCCCUAUUGCGGCCGCUCUUUAUUGUCAGGCAUCAUUCGCGAUCUGCAGGCGCGAGAGUACCUCUAUUACAAGGUGUACGGAACCCAGGAGAUCACUCCCGUCGCAAUCAUGACGUCAGCAGCAAAGGGCAAUCACGAAAGGGUCCAGAAGCUGCUGGCUGAGAACAAUUGGUUUGGCCGCGGCAAGGAGCUGUUUGAGCAGCCGAUGGUGCCAGUAGUGAGCGCUGAGGAUGGCAGCUGGCUCUUGCCGGAGCCGCUGCGGCCCCUCAUGAAGCCCGGCGGCCACGGCGCCAUCUGGAAGCUAAUGCUGGACGAGGGUGUCUUCACCUGGCUCAGCAACCGCCGCCGUGAGGCCGCCAUCGUGCGCCAGAUCAGUAACCCCCUGGCCGGUACAGACGCCACGCUGCUGGCCCUGUCUGGCGCGGGCUACGCAGACAGCAAGUGCUUCGGCUUCGCCUCUUGCGAGCGCCGCGCGGGCGCGGCCGAGGGGGUCAAUGUGCUGAUGGAGCGGCGCCUGAAGCGCGCGGAUGGGGACGGCUACGAGUACGUCUACAACGUCACCAAUGUGGAGUACACUGAGUUUGGCCGGCUGGGAGUGUCGGACGAGUGCCUGGAUGGCAGCCAGUACAGCCGCUACCCUGCCAACACCAACGUCCUCUACAUCGGCCUCAAGGCAAGCCUCUCGCCCAGCACAGCUUUGAAGGCCGGGGUCAAGUCUGGCGGCGGUGCUGCUCUGCCAGGCAUGAUCUUCAACCAGGGCAAGAAGGUGGCUUAUACAGAUGCCGUGAGCGGGGAGGAGAAGAGCACCUUUGCUGGCCGCUUGGAAUGCACAAUGCAGAAUGUGGUGGACAGCCUGGCGCAGCGUUUCAACGAGCCAAUGCCGGAGUCCCUGCACGGCUCACUGAACACCUUUGUGGUGUACAAUCGGCGGCGCUGCGUGACGUCCUCGGCCAAGCGCCGGCGAAAGCCCGGCAGCACUAUGGUCAGCCAGACGCCCGACGGCUCCUUCCUCGACCUCAUGCGCAACGCCACCGACCUCCUCACCCGCUGCGGCCUCUCCCACGUCCCAGAGGUGGGGACUGUGGAGCAGUACUUGGAGAAGGGGCCGGGCUUCAUCUUCCUGUACCACCCUGCGCUGGGGCCCCUCUGGGACGUCAUUGCCCAGAAAGUCCGCGGCGGCGCCCUGAAGCAUGGCUCUGAGCUUGUCCUCGAGGUUGCGGACGCAGCGCUGUUGGAUGUGCACGUGGAGGGCAGCCUGUUGGUGCACGCAGACUGCGUCACCGGCAGUGUAGAGUCGCCGCACUCAGCCGGUGGCCAGAGCCGCAGCUACGCCACAGACAUCCACGUCAGCCACCCUGACGGCCGCCAGACUCUCUUCUCCUCCGAGCCGGCCGGCGCGCAGCUUGCGCACAGCGACAGCUCGGCCCACAUGCAGCUGCACCUAGCAGCCCCUGGCAGCAGCUCUAACAGCAGCAGCAGCAUCCCACAGGGGUCUAGUGCCAGCAGUGUUGUGCCCUUCACGCGCGCCAGCAACCCCGAGCAGCACCGCCUGGUGUUCAGCGACAGGUGCGGCCGGGUGCGGCUGACGGGCGUGGUGGUGCGCAACAAGGGCAUAGACUGGGGCAGCCCCGACAACUGCUACUGGCAGCACAAGGUCGCGCGCAAGGAGGCCGCGCGCAUCGUGCUGCACGGCCAGUCCGAAUUCGAGGCCUCCCACGUCGUUCUGGAGGGCGACCAGACCUUCGAGGUGCCGGAUGGCUACAAGAUGGUGGUGUCGGCUGCGCCGGCCGGCGGUCUGCGGCGAGCGCUGUUCCCUCUGCACAAGCGCCGCCCGUCUUGGCAGUGGGACUACCAGAUGGAUUCUGAGGGCAGUGUCAAGCUGUCCAUUCUGGAGACCGCCCGCCCGCCCACUUAUGCGCCUGCUUUCCUGACAACCCCUGCUGAGGCUCCGUUUGUGUAUGUCAUCUGA